Messenger RNA from Aspergillus japonicus CBS 114.51, 3562 nucleotides. RefSeq names its product sulfate transporter family protein. Lineage: Eukaryota; Fungi; Ascomycota; Eurotiomycetes; Eurotiales; Aspergillaceae. The record is from RefSeq and is a predicted model, not a curated record. Bases 203 to 3409 code for a protein of 1068 amino acids. The transcript has 6 exons. Gene Ontology annotation, cellular component: membrane.
AGCGAUGUCUAUGGUUGUUGAUUCUUCUGAGUUCUUGCGUCAUCCGGUAUCAUCUCUGCACUUUCGGCUCCUGUCCUAAGAUCUCGUCCACGAGCCUGCAAGCCUGCGGGCUGAAUCAGUACUUGAUCGGCUCUUGCAAACUGCACCGUGACUUCGGCACUUGGGGCUUGUGGUAGGCUUAUCCUCUGCCACACCAUCCGCCAUGGGAGUCUUGCGAUCGUGCAACAGUGGUAGCGACCUCCGCGGCGCGGGGAUGCCUUCGCAUCAUUCCGCCCUCAAUGACGACUUGGAGCCAGCCGGAAUGGAGAUUCCAGUUGAGCAUGCCCACAAUGGGAGCCCUCCACGGUCCUCAGUAUUAGAUCCAACCGUGUCCGGCGGCACCAGUUAUCGGACUCCGAGCAGGUCUUUCUUCCAUCGGUCAUUUCAUAACUCUGCAGAUCCGGCUCAUUAUUCGUCCCAUGGUAUGCGAGAACAAACUGCCGAACUGGCAUCCUUCGCCUUGUCGCGUGAAUCGAACACACUUCCCUCUACGCUCGACGUCUUCCGCCCCCCUCGCGAAUCGUCGCUUUCUUCGACCCCGACUCCGAUUGCAACGGCUGCAGCAAGGGCUCAUCUUGAGGCUGGCCCUUCCUCCAUUCCGACGACCGGCUCCUCGGUGCUGACACAACUGAUCCGACACCCUGAUAUCCCGGAAUCAAGCCAGACUGAGCAUUACCACUCUGAAGAGUGGGAGAGAGCAAGUGACAGUACCGUCUCCCAAGACGAGCUUCCGGUCGUCACGGCCGGAGAGACUGUGAGCACUGAGCAGACUUCAUUGUUAUCUAAGCCGUCACACCCAAAGCCAUAUCAAGGCUACGGCGCUACAGGUGAUAUCGAAAACCAGGGGUAUGCGGGAACGAAGGGACCGAGCGCUUUUUCCAGUGCCUUCUCGAGUGCCACUACUUGUUUCCGACUCAUAGCCAACCCGAAAUCGUGGGACAAACAGGCCGUAUGGCGCGAGGGGGUCAUUUAUCCCCUCAGUCUGUUGCCAUCGGUAUUCCUCGGUCUGUUGCUCAACAUACUCGAUGCUUUAUCUUACGGAAUGAUCCUCUUCCCAUUGGGUGAGCCGAUAUUCUCUGACCUUGGAUCGGACGGUAUCUCCAUGUUCUACGUAAGCACGAUUAUCGCUCAGCUCGUUUUCUCUUGCGGGGGCUCUAUAUUCCGUGGCGGUAUCGGCAGUGAGAUGAUCGAGGUUGUGCCUUUCUUUCACCAGAUGGCUUUCACAAUCUUGAAUCGAGUUGGAGCGGAUAACCCGAAGUCCGUCCUAGCUACCACUAUUCUGGCGUUCUCGGUCAGUUCGAUUCUGACGGGCCUUGUCUUCUUCCUUAUGGGGACUUGCAAGCUAGGAGCCUUGAUCGGGUUCUUCCCAAGGCAUAUUCUUAUUGGAUGCAUCGGUGGUGUGGGCUUUUUCCUCUUGUUGACCGGUCUCGAAGUAUCAGCUCGACUGCCGGGAUCCUUCGAGUUCACCUUGGCAACAAUGGAGAAGUUGGUGCAAUUGGACACAGUAUUUCUUUGGACGGUGCCCUUGUUCCUCGCGGUCGGCUUGCUUGUUUUGAAGCGUUUUCUGCAUUCUAAUUUCCUGCUUGGUGGCUAUUUUAUUUGCGUGGCUGUCGUAUUUUAUAUGGUUGUUCUCAGCGCUGGGGUCUCUAUGGGGUCUCUGCGCAACAAAGGAUGGGUCUUCGAUGCGCCGUCCUCUUCAAAUCCGUGGUAUCACUUCUAUACCCUUUAUGACUUCUCUGCUGUUGACUGGGCCGCGUUCGUCGACACGAUUCCAGCUAUGUUCGCGCUCACUUUCUUCGGCGUCCUGCAUGUACCCAUCAAUGUGCCUGCGCUGGGCAUAUCGACGGGCGAGGAUAAUCUCAAUGUGGACCGUGAGCUCAUCGCGCAUGGCGUCACCAAUGCCUUGUCCGGCUUCUCGGGCAGCAUACAGAACUACCUUGUAUAUACUAAUAGUCUGUUAUUCAUUGACAGUGGUGGGAACUCCCGUUUAGCAGGUAUCAUGCUCGCAGCUGCGACUGCUGGUAUCCUCGUCGUCGGCCCGGCGAUUGUCGGCUUUAUUCCGGUCAUGGUUGUCGGUGCUCUCAUCUUCCUGCUGGGAAUUGAGCUGAUGCAAGAGGCCUUGGUGGACACAUGGGGGAAAUUGCAUCGGCAUGAAUACAUCACGGUUGUCAUCAUCGUUGCAACUAUGGGCGCCUGGGAUUUUGUUGUUGGUAUUCUUGUUGGUAUCAUCCUCGCCUGUCUAAGCUUUGUCGUGCAGACUUCUCGCAAGUCUGCUAUCCGUGCGACUUUCUCGGGCGGGAUUACGGGGUCUACAGUCAGACGUCCUCCUAUCCAGCAGCGGUUCCUCAAGGAAGCCGGACAGCAGACCCUUAUCAUCAAACUUGGCGGAUAUCUCUUCUUCGGUACCAUCGUGAGCGUUGAGAACACGAUGAGAGGAUUGAUUGAGGAAGAGGCAUUCAACCGACGGCCCAUCCGAUUUCUAAUCCUUGACUUCUCCAGAGUUUAUGGCAUCGAUUUUUCCGCGGCCGAGGCAUUCACCCGCAUCAACCGCAUUCUUAGCAAGCGGAACGUUCAAAUGACCAUUUCUGGUCUCGACGUGGAAGGAGAGGUGGGACGUAGUCUCCAGAACGUGGGCUUAUUUGAGGCUGUGACAGGGGUGGAAAUUUUCGAGGAUUUGAACUCGGCGCUCGAGUUCUGUGAGAAUGACUAUCUGAAAGUGUUCUAUAGCCACAGGGAGGCGUUAUUGAGAAGACAGCACGGAACAGCUACAAGCUUCUUGGAAGUUCCCGCCCCGCAAGCACCAUCCCACCUGGGUGACACGAUGGUCAGUUCUCCUCGCCAGCGAUACCUACAGCAAGCCGCAAGGAGCACCCUUCGCGAAGACGAAGUCGCAGUAGUCGCACCGGCAGCAUGGUCUGCCAUGCGUCAGCCGCUCCCGCUGCUCCUCCAGACCUUCCAGGGGAUUACCUCCCGAAACGAGGAUUUCUGGUUUCCAGUGUGCGCCUAUUUCGUGCGAGAAAGCUACGCGGCAGGCACGGUCCUGUUCCGUGAAGGCGAUAUUCCUAUGGGAUUCUAUCUUCUGGAGUCCGGGAUGCUUCGUGCCGAGUACGAACUACCGCAGGGACGAUACUUUGAAAUCAUUGUGGCUGGACGGCCGUGCGGCGAGCUGCCCUUCUUCAGCGAGACCCGCCGGACAGCGACCGUCAAAGCCGAACAGGACUGCGUGAGUUGGUGUUUGAACAUGGAGAAAUGGCAGGAGCUACGUGAGAACGAGCCGGAGAUUGCAAGGGAGCUUCUGACGGUCAGUCUGAAAUUGACUACGGAGCGGAUGGACAGUAUUACUUCUUACGUUCUCACAACAGCGGCCUGAUAGCUGUUUCGACUGGUACUUGGGAGUACUGGUUGGUUCCGCCUAAAAUGGCAUGUUUUGGUAUAUUUGUUUUGCAUAGCAUGUUGGUGGUUGACCUUCUUACUACAUAUUGUAUAAUGGUUGUGAAGCGUGUGUAUGUAUGUGUGUCGGCUG